CUGCAACCAAGAAACAAAAACCAAGAAAUGUCUCAUUCUGCAAACAAAGAACUGAUACUUGGCAUCAUGGUGGGAAUUACUGGCAUCAGUUUGCUUCUUUUGUGGUACCACAAGGUUCGUAAACCAAGCACAGCAAUGAAUUUACCUAAAUUUCUUUCUCUGGGGAAUGCAUAUGAUUCAAUGACUUUGCAAGAUGAAAUGCAUAAUGACCAAGGAAGGCAACUUCAGAUACUGGAGAAGUUAAACGAAUUACUGACAAAUAUGGAAGAACUCAAAGAGGAAAUCAGAGUUCUUAAAGAAACCAUUCCAAAGCUGGAGGAAUAUGUACAUGGUGAACUUGGAGGAAAGACAGCCACUCAUAGGAUUAGUCCUCAGCACAGAGCUAGGAAAAGAAGGCUUGCCACAGUUCAUAGUUCAGGAACAAGCAAUAGUUCAGAGGAAGCAGAAAGUGAAGGAGGGUAUAUUACAGCUAGUACCGACACAGAAGAACAGAGUUUUCCAGUCCCUAAAGCACUUAACACACAUGCUGAGGAAUUAAAUUUAGAUGUCCUUCUUCGGAAGGCGGACAACUUACGUGCAAAAGAGACGAGCAAGACGGAGAGUUUUGAACUGCUUGAUGACUACAAAGAGAAGUUUAGAGAUGAAGUAGAGUUUAUUUGGCGGUUUGCUCGUGCUUAUGGAGACAUGUCUGAACUAUCUACAAAUAUACAAGAAAAGAAACAUUUUGCUAAUAUUGGAAAGACAUUAGCUGAAAAAGCUGUUACUAGAGCACCCAUGAAUGGACAUUGUCAUCUGUGGUAUGCAGUUUUGUGUGGCUAUGUAUCUGAGUUUGAGGGCUUACAAAACAAAGUCAACUAUGGACAUCGCUUCAAGGAACAUCUAGAUAAAGCAAUCCAAUUAUUACCUGAAGAACCUUUUUUGUAUUACCUCAAUGGAAGAUACUGUUAUGCUAUCUCAAAACUGAGCUGGAUUGAGAAAAAGAUGGCUGCUACUCUGUUUGGAAAAAUACCAUCCUCAACUGUACAAGAAGCUUUGCAAAAUUUCCUUAAGGUUGAAGAUCUACACCCUCGUUUUUCUAAGUCCAAUUACAUGUACCUUGCCAAGUGUUACAUCGAUCUUAAGCAAACAAAGGAGGCCAUGAAGUUCUGUAACUUGGCAGAGCAGCUUCCUUGUGUUACCAAAGAGGAUAAAAUGGCACAUGAAGAUAUGAAAAAAAUGUGCACUGCCUUCAAGGGGUAAAUAAAAGAACUUACUCUUCAACAAAUCAGAUGUGGUCUACUAAAUUUUAAACUUACCAAAGUUGUGGAGGGAGGGGUUGUCUUUUUUUUCUUCUUCUUCUUUUAAUGUAAGGGUAUGUGCUCUGUGCUCAGAUUUUAAGGCAAAACCACGUUUCUGUAGAAUGCAUUCACUAAUAGCACUACAAAACUAAUCAUGUUAUUUGGAGAAG
Molecule: messenger RNA, 1447 nt
Organism: Molossus molossus (Pallas's mastiff bat)
Lineage: Eukaryota; Metazoa; Chordata; Mammalia; Chiroptera; Molossidae
Gene: RMDN2
Product: regulator of microtubule dynamics 2
Exons: 11
Coding region: 28-1239 (403 amino acids)
Cellular component (GO): cytoplasm; mitotic spindle pole; spindle microtubule
Molecular function (GO): microtubule binding
Source: RefSeq, a predicted model, not a curated record